Paraphaeosphaeria sporulosa is the source of this 836-nucleotide messenger RNA. RefSeq lists its product as uncharacterized. NCBI's taxonomy places the organism in Eukaryota, Fungi, Ascomycota, Dothideomycetes, Pleosporales, Didymosphaeriaceae. The coding region runs from base 32 to 517 and encodes 161 amino acids. The transcript is spliced from 2 exons. The record is from RefSeq and is a predicted model, not a curated record.
CACCCAUUUCACACUCCCACAACAAGUGAGCAUGGCACCUAUAUCCCUAUCGCUGUCGCCCUCAAGGCCAAAGGCUGCUAGCUACACGCCCGUCCCGUUCUCCCCGUACUCAGACGACAACGCCGCAGUGUCGAAUAACGUCCAGCCCCGUUACGCAGAGUCAAUCGUAUCCGACACACCAACGUCUCCCGCCUCGAUCGAAUCCUUUGACAUCCUAGACUCGAUUGCAUGGCGGAGGGGUUACACAUCAUAUGAGACACACGAAAGCCGGCAACGGGCCUACGAAGUGCUCCGCAAAAAAUGGAGGAAGAACCGAGCGCUGAUCAUAGCUAUACUUCUGCUCUUCACGCUGUUCGUAGCCGGCUGCGCCAUAGGCGGAUGGGCUGUUGUCCGGCACGAAAGCAUGCGGGCCAAAGAGGCAUGUCUAGCCCGUGAAGGUGGAGAACGCUGUAACGACCCCGCAUGGUCGAAGUGCGUUGCCAUCAACGGCACAGGUUAUUGCUCGGGCGUCAUGUGAGGCCUCCUCCACGCACACGCAUCGAUCGACCAAUCUUGGGCAUUAGCAGCGGCGAGCAAGCGACGCACACAACCACAUGCUCUGCUCGCGGCACGAAGAACAAGUCCCCGCGGAAUUGGGGUGCAAACGUGAGGAACGAGGUGUGCGCCCCUAGUGGGCAAACCCGCUUGGUAUGGUGUGGUAUGUUGAGCUUCCUAGUGUGGGUUGUAAGGGGCCUGGGCGAGCAGGUCUAGUGCACAACGUGCUGCGGUAGAAAGGGGGCCUCCUUCGGGUGAGGAACGAGGCUGUUGCGAUAUGUAGACCUUGACCUGGAUGGCGC